AACAGGGAGAUGAACGUGGACGACGAACAAGCAGCAGCCUACAGCCAGCACUGCAGCUCCGUGGUGGACGACUUCGACUUCCUCACAAAUUCAUACCACGCCACCGGUGGCGGCAGCUUCCCCUCCUCGUCCCCCACUUCCUCCUCGUUCCGCUCCGCCUCGCUCUCUUGCAGCCAGGAGAUCAGCUCGACAGCUGCACCGGCGACCGGACUCCAGUUUCCUGAGGUCUCUUCCUUAGUGGCACUGGCACCCGGAGUAGUGAUUCCAUACGACGACCAGUACGUUGCCAACCUCCACGAGACACCUGCGGCAAUGGCGCCCGGUGGGAUGUCAAGGAGCGUGAGCGCGUUCAGGCGCUACGAGCUGCACCUCGCCCCCCUGCGGAGGCUGACGAAGCCGGCAUGUGGGCAGAGGAUGUUCAAAACGGCUAUGUCAGUCCUUGCAAAGAUGCACACGGGGAUGAGGUACAACCACCAGCAGCAACAGCAGCAGCAUCAUAGCUACCAGCAGCAGCAGGCGUCGGCGGCCGAGCCGUCGGGAGACAAGCUGCUGCACAUGAUAUCCGAACGCAAGCGCCGGGAGAAGCUGAACGACAGCUUCCACGCCCUCAAGGCGGUCCUCCCUCCUGGCUCCAAGAAAUUAGACAAGACAUCGAUGCUGAUCAUUGCGAGGGAGUACGUGAACUCUCUCAAGUCCAAGGUCCGCGAGCUGGAGGACAAGAACCAGGCGCUCCAAUCACAGCUGGCCCGGCGUGCCACCGGUGCCGAGGAAGAAGAAGCCGGCGCCGGCGAAAAGGUCGAGAUCCAGAUAACAAGAUCCGCGGUGGCAGAGCACGAUCAGACCGGGGAGGUGUGCACGGUGCAUAUAUCGACAACGCCGGCGCGCAGCACCACAACAGACGUGGUGCUCAGGACCCUGCAGUGCCUGAAAGAGCAGAUUGGGGAAGACGUCAGCCUGGUGUCCAUGAGCACCGACGACAGGCCUCAUCGAGCAAACCUGACAUUGCACCUCAAGUUGGCCUCGGGGGUCAGCUGGGAGGAGGAGGCAGUCAGGAAAUCCGUGGAGAAGGCCCUCAUGAUUGGCAGAGACGAUGAUUCGACGACGACCACAUGCCGGUCGGGGCCACAGUGAGUGAUGGAUCUACUUGUCCAGGGACAGAGCCAGGACUGAAGUAUAAGGGGGGCAAUCUUAGUAUGAGGGAGGCAGAACU
Messenger RNA from Lolium perenne, 1210 nucleotides. Lineage: Eukaryota; Viridiplantae; Streptophyta; Magnoliopsida; Poales; Poaceae. The record is from RefSeq and is a predicted model, not a curated record.